GUUUUGUUUUCUACACAGCUCUCAAUUUUUGUUCACUUCAUUUGAGUCUUCCUAGGUUAUAAUAUUCAAGAAAAAAAAUGGGUAUCUUCAAGUUUUUCUAUGAAAUCAAAGCUAAUGCUUCUCACAAGAGGAUGUUCAAGGCUGUGAUGAUUGAUAACGCCGAUGUUUUGCCGAAAGCCUCCCCAUUCAUCAAGAGCAUAGAGACAGUUCAAGGAGACGGUGGUGUUGGAAGCAUUAAGCAGACAAAUUACGGUGACGAAUCUAAAUACAAGUACAUGAAGUACAGGAUUGAUCAUCUGGACCACGAAAACUGCGCAAGCAAGUUGACUUUAUUUGAGGGAGACGUACUUGGAGACAACAUUGAAUCUAUUAGCUAUGAUGUGAAAUUCGAGGACUCAAAAGAUGGAGGAUGUGUCGUCAAGUUCACCUCUGAGUAUAAUACAAAGGGUGAUUUUGUGCUAAAAGAAGUGGAUGUUAAUGUAGGCAAGGAACAAUCUUUUGUACUCUACAAGGCUUAUGCAGAUUACCUGAAUGCCAAUCCUCAUGUUUGUGCCUAAAUGUUUUCCAAUUAUGUCUUAACGUUGUCAAGAAUUUCUGUAUUUCUACAUAAAUGUUACUUUUGCCUUAAUAAAAUAAUUGUUCUGCUUUUCCAUUGAA
Olea europaea var. sylvestris is the source of this 657-nucleotide messenger RNA. RefSeq names its product major allergen Pru ar 1-like. Gene Ontology annotation, cellular component: cytoplasm; nucleus. NCBI's taxonomy places the organism in Eukaryota, Viridiplantae, Streptophyta, Magnoliopsida, Lamiales, Oleaceae. The transcript is spliced from 2 exons. Gene Ontology annotation, molecular function: signaling receptor activity; abscisic acid binding; protein phosphatase inhibitor activity. The record is from RefSeq and is a predicted model, not a curated record. Gene Ontology annotation, biological process: defense response; abscisic acid-activated signaling pathway. The coding region runs from base 78 to 557 and encodes 159 amino acids.